Messenger RNA from Brassica oleracea var. oleracea, 1536 nucleotides. RefSeq lists its product as uncharacterized. Gene Ontology annotation, biological process: nucleotide-excision repair; DNA replication; meiotic cell cycle. The record is from RefSeq and is a predicted model, not a curated record. The coding region runs from base 1 to 1536 and encodes 511 amino acids. Gene Ontology annotation, molecular function: single-stranded telomeric DNA binding; damaged DNA binding. Gene Ontology annotation, cellular component: nucleus; DNA replication factor A complex. The transcript is spliced from 9 exons. NCBI's taxonomy places the organism in Eukaryota, Viridiplantae, Streptophyta, Magnoliopsida, Brassicales, Brassicaceae.
AUGGAACACACCGGCAAAUAUUCGAUCUCCACCGACCGCAAGACCAGCGAGAAGACCGUCGACUCCUCCGCGUCUGUGAAACCAAACGGGAAGUCCAUUGAUGCCUCUGUGACUGUGAUGAAACCUAACGAGAAGGCUGCUGUUUCAUCUGCCAAUCCGAUGAACCCAGACGCUGCUACCGCUCUCUCCUCCGCGCGUGUCGACCAAGUGAUGUUGUUCAGAGAUGUUUCCCACUGCCCACGCGAAGCUGACUUGAGGUUUCGUUUGAUUCACUUCUGGGAGGCUCGCAAUCCAAACACGAAAACCCUGAUUGGACAAGAGAUGCUCCUUAUCGACGAAGAGGGUACCGUUAUUCAGGGUUUUGUCCCAGCCGGACGUGUUGGGACAUUUGAUCUGGUAGCUGGUUCUGUGUAUAACCUGAGCAACUUUUUUGGAUCCAGAAGCAAAAAUCAGUAUCGGGUUGCUGAUCAUGUCGCCACCGUAUCAUUUUCUUGGAAUACUUCUUUGGCUGUGGUUGAGAACCCUCCGGUUUUGAUUCCCGACGAUAGGUUCAGGUUCCACAACUAUGAGGAGUUUAAGGCCAAUUGCAACUCGAGGGGUGAUCUUUAUGAUUACGUUGACCACAUGAAGCUGGUGAAUGGGCAGAGAAUCACAGACCAUAUGAUUCUUGACGAAGUUGACAUAGCAGAGAAGCGGCAUUUAUGUGUUCAUGUUCAGACACAUGACGGACCGGUGAUGAAGCUUUAUCUGUGGGACAAGGCUGCAGCCGAUUUAUGCCAGAAAUUCAAGUCGUAUGGAAGCACUCCAAGCGUUCUUUUGGUCACCACUGUGAACCCAAAACAUCUUGGAGUAACCCUUGCUCUCACUUCUAUGUCAUCGUCUCGGGUGUUUAUGGAUGUCGAUGUUCAGCCUACUAAAGAUUAUCUUGAAUGGUUGAAUUCAAACUCUGAUAUUGCUAAUAGGGUUGCUGCUGAGGUUGUCACUAAGCCUGAGACAAUGACUCUUGAAGAGCUAUUCUCUUACAUCAAGCAAGACUCUUCUAAGGUUGCUUGGUUUGAGUGCAUGGCGACUAUGUAUGAUGUUGUCCAGGGUUCUGCAUGGUAUUACAUCUCCUGCGGUGGGUGUAAUAGCAAGGCGGUCAACGUGCCUACUUCUCUGAUUUGCAACAAUAAGAAGUGUGUGAAGACUGAAGUCACAUGCGAGCUGACUGGUAAACAUGCAGCAGAGUUAGUUGCUAAUUACUUUGAGGCUAAUGGUGGAGUAGGAGCUGAUCACUGCGUGCCUGUUCCGCAAGCUUUGCUUGAUACAAUAGGGCAAUCACGCAAGUUCAUUAUGAAGGUCUCGGAUCAUAAUCUGAUAGGCAAGACUCAGACUAUAACUGUCACCAAGAUACUCCCACCAGAAGCCUCGCUGCCGUCGACCGUAGGUGUCGAGUCUGGUUCUUCAGGAAGCUCUGGAGAUACUGCAGGUGAUAGGGCUAGAAAAGCCGAUGAGAUCCUUGAGGCAGAUGAAGCAAAGCGUCCCAAGAGUAACUAA